Messenger RNA from Serpula lacrymans var. lacrymans S7.9, 1781 nucleotides. RefSeq lists its product as uncharacterized. Gene Ontology annotation, molecular function: prephenate dehydrogenase (NADP+) activity; prephenate dehydrogenase (NAD+) activity; NAD+ binding. The coding region runs from base 211 to 1632 and encodes 473 amino acids. The transcript has 7 exons. Lineage: Eukaryota; Fungi; Basidiomycota; Agaricomycetes; Boletales; Serpulaceae. Gene Ontology annotation, biological process: L-tyrosine biosynthetic process. The record is from RefSeq and is a predicted model, not a curated record.
GUCGUCGAGACGCACGAACCAAGGAACUUGAGUCAGUGGGCGAACGUACGGCAAAGAUAAUUGAAGACACGCUUUAUUGCGGCUUCUAAUCUUUUCUGUCAAUAUGGCAACCAUCCGCGUCCUUCCCCUUUUGGACACCCGACACCAGCGAGGAUCAGCGCUGCAGGUUGAGUUCCACCUUGCAGUCCAGUAUACAUGCUUUAAAUUUGCAUGCAUUGCAGGCUUAUCACCAUACAUUAUCCCAGCUUAUUUAUUAACACAAUGGCCUCCACCGAAAUAACCCAAAAUGAUCCCAUCCAAGACCAGCCCACAAUCGGUCUCAUCGGAAUGGGCGCAAUGGGCACCAUGUACACUAAAUAUCUCUCCGAGGCCGGCUGGAAAAAAAUUGCCGUCUGUGACAUUCCAACCAAGUACGAGUCGCUAAAGAGCGCCUACCAAGGCACACCAGGUGUAACCGUAUACCCCGAUGGACAUGCUGUAUCGAGGAUAUCCGACUUUAUCAUGUACUCUGUCGAGGCAGAGUACAUCGAUCGCGUAGUCGCCCAGUAUGGUCCUUCUACAAAGGUAGGCGCCGUGGUGUCAGGCCAGACGUCGGUAAAAGCCCCCGAGAAAGAAGCCUUCGAGAAAUAUCUCCCCGAGGACGUACAUAUAGUUUCCAUCCAUUCUCUUCACGGCCCGACAGUCUCCCCAGUCGGACAGCCCUUAGUUCUCAUUAAACACCGUGCCCCGGAUUCAGCACUUCAUCUCGUCGAAUGCAUAUUCCGUUGCUUCCGUUCUCGCUACGUCUACCUCACUUACGAGGACCAUGAUCUCGUGACUGCCAACGUCCAAGCAGUUACUCAUGCCGCCUUCCUAACUAUGGGCACAGCAUGGGCAAGCAUGAAAUCGUACCCCUGGGAGCAAGGCCAGUACAUCGGCGGAAUCGAAACUGUCAAAGUGAACAUCAUGCUCCGCAUAUACGCCAACAAGUGGCACGUCUACGCUGGUCUAGCCAUCCUCAACCCGUCGGCGCGCGUUCAGAUCGACCAGUACGCGACAAGUGCAACCGAACUGUUUAAGCUCAUGCUUGCGGGAGACGUACCGACGCUCCGCGCCCGAAUGUACCAGGCACGCGAGGCCGUGUUCACGCAAACAGGCCAGACGCGCACCCCCAUAUUCUUAUCCGAAGACGUCCUCGACCAGUUCACCAUUGGCAGCGCACGCAAAGACGGAAUCAACGGUAAUGGCGUCUCCCCAACUGGCACUUCUGCACCGCGAUCCAACUCACAUCUUGCUCUGCUCGCCAUGGUGGACUGUUGGGCUCAUCUUGGGAUCCAACCGUUCGUGCACCUCGACCUUGCGGCGACGCCUAUCUUCAGGAUGUGGAUCGGUGUUGCGGAGUACCUCUUCCGUUCCACCGAUAGACUGGACCAGGCGCUCCAUUCAGCAGUCUGGGACGUAUCACACAGAUCUGAUGAUCUUGAAUUUGUUGUCGCAGCCCGAGGAUGGAGUCAAUGCGUCUCAUUCGGGGACUUCGAGUUGUACAGGAAGAGGUUUGCCGAAACCUCGUCGUUCUUCGAGUCCCGGUUUGAAGAAGCUAAUAAGAUUGGGUCAGCUAUGAUCAAAGCUAUAUCAGACAGUAACGGCAAGUAGAAAUAUCUAUUCACGAGACGAUAGAACAUUUGCUAGAGAUGAUAUCUUGUACUUAAGUCUAGGGGGUUUUGUGUUUGACUAGAUAUACCCGCGUUUGCUUAACUUCUGUAAUCUCCAUUGAUCGAUACAUAUUCCUGAGUGAUAGACUA